UUUGCUUUAGUUUUAAUGGGUCACUCAUAGUGAACUACAAACAAAAAACUUCCUUAAUCAGAUUAACAAGUGUAGAAAAGAAAAUAAGUUCUCAUUAUGUCGCUGGUACAUUUUUUAGUAUUAACUAUUGUUAUGAAUUUUUUUCUAUUCCCUAUUGAAUGUAAAAAAGUACGAAUUGUUCCUACGAACAAAGGACUCGUUCGUGGUGAAAUAUUGAAAACAGUCGGAUGGAAAAUGGAGUAUGCUUCUUUUAAAGGAAUACCAUAUGCAAAGCCACCGCUGGGACGCCGUAGAUUCAAACCUCCAGAAGAAAUGGAUCCUUGGAAUGGAAUCCUUGAUACCCUAAAAGACCCAAAUUGUUGUACACAAUGGGAACACGAUGCUAGCAUGAAAAUAGUUGGUAGUGAAGAUUGUCUUUAUUUAAAUGUCCACACUCCAAGGGUCUAUUCAAGGGAUCUAGAUUUACGUCCAGUUAUGGUUUGGAUACAUUAUGGAGCUUUUACGUUCGGAUCAAUUCAUAGUAAUAUUACUGGUCCUGAUUUCUUACUUGAAAAAGAUGUCGUUGUAGUAGCAAUUAGUUACCGCUUGGGACCUUUCGGUUUUCUAUCACUAAACCACAAAGAUGCAAUGGGAAAUGCUGGGUUGAAAGAUCAAGUUUUAGCACUCAAAUGGGUCCAAGAAAACAUUAUUAAUUUUGGUGGUGAUCCAGAUAAAGUUACUAUUUUUGGAGAUAGUGCUGGCGGCGCAUCGGUUGAGCUCCAUAUACUUUCAAAAGCCUCUCGAGGUUUAUUUAGAGCGUCUAUAGCAAUGAGUGGAUCUCCACUUAAUUUUUGGGGAUUCACAACUCCUCAAGAAGCUGAAGAUCGAGCUUUUAGAUUAGGACAACUUCUUGGAUAUGAAACUCGAAAUAAAGACGAUCUACUUGAACAAUUGUAUCAAGCAGAUGCUUACGAAAUGGCCCACCAAACAAAUCUUCUCGCAGCUAACUUAUUAAUUAUGAUAGGAAAUUUGACGAUUCCGUUUCAACCGACGAUAGAGACCGUGAUAGACCCUGAAAAUAAUUUUUUAACUGAAUGUCCUUUGAAAAUAUACUAUUCAAGAAAGUUUAAUCAACAUCCUCAUAUUUUAGGGUUCACGAAGAACGAAUUUAUAUCUCUGUCCUAUUCUUCAGUGGUGGCAUAUCUUUUUAAGCUUUUGGGCAAGACCAUUACUGGUGGAUUAGUAAAUAUUUUGAGCGAGUUAUCCUUUAUUGCGGGUAUAGAUAGAACUCAAAGACUAUUAGCUACUUUUGGAUCAGCUCCGGUAUAUUAUUAUCGUAAUUCAUUUGAUUAUGAGCAAUCUUUACAUAAAAUUGAAGGAAGCAAUAGUUUGGAAGGAACUGGACAUGCUGAUGAUAAUGCUCACAUCUUUUGGUUUACUGGUAAAAAUCAACCUAUUGACUAUUCAAGUGAUAUUGGACAACAUCGCUUGAAAAUGGUUGCAAUGUGGACUAACUUUGCUAAGUAUUUAAAUCCUACGCCACUUGGAGAACAUGAUCCAUUCUUAGACGUAGUCUGGCAAGAGUCGGGGAUUCGUGGACAUAUUCUUGAUAUAAAUACCGUUUCUAUUAUGGAAAACAGGCCAACUUACCGUGCUCUUUCUCCGGCAAACGAUUGUCAUUAAUUUUUCUUAUAAACUUGAAUACUUUUUAUGUGUUACUCAAACAAGUUUUUACAUUUUCAGAUUACGCAUGUUUUAGAAUUUGAAUUUAAUUUUUAUUAUUAUAUUUUGUAUUUCACUUUGUAUGGCUAGAAAUUAAAUCCUGGAACUAUAUCACGAUACUAAUUCCAAAAAGACAUAUUUUUAUAUGCACUUUUGACUUCAGGGAAUUUCUUGAAGCCAAAAAGCUUUCAAUUUUUUUUUUUUCAAUUUUCAGCUUCAAAAUAAGUCUCCAAAACGAUUAGUAAUAAAAAAAAAAAAAAAAAAAAAUUACAAACCCUUUUGAUCUUAGAAAUACAUACUUACAAACACAUAAAAAUGUCUUUUUAGAAUUAGUAACGCGAUAUGGCUGGUACAAUUAUUUCACGAAAAUCUGAACUUUGUUCGACUUUACACGGAGAGAAAAUUAUGGUAACUGUUCCUAGUACGUUUAUGAAAUAUCGUCCUAUACCGUUAUGGUAAUGAUUACUUGGGAUUAUGGGAUAUAGACCCAUAUUUUCUGGGAAAAGUUUCCAUAAGUAUAGGAACAAUUCCUAUCAUUAUGGUAACAGUUUCCAUAUCGCAUGUGAAAGAAUCAUGGUAAUGAUUACCGUACUCAUAGGAAUAGUUCCCACAAGCAAAUAGUAACCGAUCCUAUAACCACAUUGUAAUGGUUCCUAAGUGUAUAUGGGAAUAAGCCCUAUAUAUUAUGGUAACUAUUCCUAUAAUAUUAUUGUAAGCAUAACCAUAAUAUUAUGGUAAUCGUUACCAUAAUGUAUGGGAAUUAUUACCAUAAUAUUAUGGUAACCAUUAUCAUAGCUACAUGGUAACGAUUACCAAGAUUCCAUAGGAAUUAUUCCGAUACCAUAUGGGAAUUAUACCUAUAAUUAUAGGAAUGAUUACCAUAAUAUAUAUGGAUGCCGUUCCUAUAAUCAACAUUUGAAAAAAACCGGUUACCAUGCAGUAUGGGAACCAUUCCCAUAAUAUUGUCACUGUUACCAUAAUUUUCUCUCCGUGUAAGAUUUAAAAAUUGAAAUAUAAUGCAUGUUAAAUGAU
Messenger RNA from Microplitis demolitor, 2733 nucleotides. RefSeq names its product juvenile hormone esterase. Lineage: Eukaryota; Metazoa; Arthropoda; Insecta; Hymenoptera; Braconidae. The coding region runs from base 97 to 1662 and encodes 521 amino acids. The transcript has 7 exons. The record is from RefSeq and is a predicted model, not a curated record.